This is a messenger RNA of Poeciliopsis prolifica (blackstripe livebearer), 6146 nucleotides long. Its product is annotated as guanine nucleotide-binding protein subunit beta-4. Gene Ontology annotation, biological process: G protein-coupled receptor signaling pathway. Gene Ontology annotation, molecular function: protein binding; signaling receptor complex adaptor activity. The record is from RefSeq and is a predicted model, not a curated record. Gene Ontology annotation, cellular component: heterotrimeric G-protein complex; cytoplasm. Bases 347 to 1369 code for a protein of 340 amino acids. The transcript is spliced from 10 exons. Lineage: Eukaryota; Metazoa; Chordata; Actinopteri; Cyprinodontiformes; Poeciliidae.
UUUCAUGGGUGUGGUGAUUAGCCUGCUUGGUGAAAUUUUCAGUCAAAUCCGAUCCGAGUGGGUGCUCCCUUCUGACCCCGAAAGCGGAUUAAAUUGUGUGGAAAUUAACGCGGCUCCUCUCCACGGUCUCCCCCCGCCCUCUUCCAGCUGAGGCCAUGGCUGUCGUGUGAAAACAUAUCGGUGCGACUCGGACUGAAGGAACAGGACUGAGCCCAAACGCCUCUGUUUCAGGUGUCAGCUGGUCAAGUGUUUCGUGUGUGAGUGUGUGCACGAGCAGGCUCGUGUAUUUUCUCAACCCAGCCAGCAUUCACAGCGGACUGUGUCCUGAACGCAUCUCACAGGGACAAUGAGUGAGCUCGAACAGUUGCGGCAGGAAGCCGAGCAACUACGCAACCAGAUCCGGGAUGCCAGGAAAGCCUGCAGUGAUUCCACCCUGUCACAGAUCACAGCUGGUCUGGACUCGGUGGGCCGGAUACAGAUGCGGACACGACGUACUCUCAGGGGACACCUGGCCAAGAUAUAUGCAAUGCACUGGGGAAGUGAAUCCAGGUUACUGGUCAGUGCCUCGCAAGAUGGAAAGCUGAUCAUCUGGGACAGCUACACAACAAACAAGAUGCAUGCUAUCCCACUGCGUUCUUCAUGGGUGAUGACGUGCGCCUACGCCCCCUCUGGGAACUAUGUGGCCUGCGGAGGCCUGGACAACAUCUGCUCCAUAUACAGUCUGAAGACCCGUGAGGGCAACGUGCGAGUCACCCGAGAGCUACCUGGACACACAGGUUAUUUGUCUUGUUGUCGCUUCUUGGACGACUCCCAGAUACUAACGAGCUCUGGAGACACCACCUGUGCAUUAUGGGACAUAGAGACGGGCCAGCAGGCCACCUCCUUCACCGGCCACACAGGUGACGUGAUGAGCCUGUCUCUUAGUCCAGACUUCCGGACUUUUGUGUCCGGCGCAUGUGACGCCACCUCCAAGCUGUGGGACAUCCGUGACGGGAUGUGCAGGCAGUCCUUCACCGGCCACGUAUCUGACAUCAACGCCGUCUGCUUUUUCCCCAACGGUAAUGCGUUCGGCACAGGCUCGGACGACGCCACCUGCAGGCUGUUUGACCUACGUGCCGACCAGGAGCUGAUGACCUACAGCCAUGACAACAUCAUCUGUGGCAUCACCUCUGUGGCCUUCUCCAAGAGCGGCCGUCUGCUUUUAGCCGGCUACGACGACUUCAACUGCAACGUGUGGGACACUCUGAAAGGGGACCGAGCAGGCGUCCUCGCCGGCCACGACAAUCGUGUGAGCUGCUUAGGAGUGACCUCUGACGGCAUGGCCGUGGCCACCGGAUCCUGGGACAGUUUCCUCCGGAUCUGGAACUAAAUUCAGCGUCUCGUCUAACGUACUCUAUCACUGCCCGCCACCCUGGGUCCGCAGCCCCCCGCCCCGACUCACCCGCUGGGGCUGGACCGCAGGGAGUGCAUUUCUGAAGCCCUUCUCACUCCUCCAAGCUGAAGAUUUUCUCAACCUUUUUAUUUUUUAUUUUUUCUCAGCAGAGCUGUCACAAAACCACAAAAACCUCUUUAUAAAAAGUCGUCAAAUUGAAACCAUGAAAUUAUUCCUAAUGAAAAUAACUGAAAGAUCAUUUAAAUUUCCUUUUUCUUUUUAAGGGCAUUAAAGUGCAUUUGUGGCCAUGAGUACAAAACAAAAUUAGUAUCGGUGUGUAAUAUGUAAAUGUAUAUAUAAAGGCAGUAUAUAUGUAUAGCAUUAUGUGUGUAUAUAUGCAUUAUGUAUGCAUAUAUAAUGUGUGUAUGUAUAUAUUUUUGUAGAUCAUUUGCCUAUCGAGGUGUUUUUGUUGCUUUCUCUUUUUGUUUUACGAUAAAUAGACAUAACCGCAGAAUGCCAGAAACAUUAUUAGCAAACUUUAAUUAAAGGAAAAUGAGAGUAAGCCUUUUCACUCAGUUACGAGUCAAAAUUUAGCCUGGCUACAUUUUUUUUCUAUUGUUACUAUUAUUGGCAUAUUUAGGUUUUUAUUUUGGCAUUAGUUGAGUCAGAAUAUUCAUUUUGUUUUGGAAGGGAAUCAAGAGAUUGAGAUUUCAGGAGGAGCUUCAAUCCGAUAUUUUUUUUCUUUUUUUUUUCUUCUUCUUUUUGUCUGGAUCAAGCUUUAACUCCAAAGUAGAAACUGCUAAAGCUCAGGCUACAGUAGGCGGGGAAGGAAAUGAUCCGAGGCUUCGGUUUGGCCUCCGCCCUUUCGGAUCGGUGGUUUCAGAUCAUCGAAAUGCUGAAUGUCGGGACAACCACAUCCAUCCCAUGCAAAUCGGCUGCAGCUUGACUGGUAAACGGAGGUCGUAAUAGCCCUACCUCACGUGAUCUGCAGAAGAUUCGUCUUUCCUUCAACAUUGGGACAAGCUUCGGUUAUUUAUAUACAUUGUGAUGGCAACUUAAAAACAAGCAGAAGCUGGUGUCUCCCUGCGAUCCCGACACAACUCUUCCCAAGGACAAAAAAAAGAAAGUAGAGUUUCUCUGACUUGUUGGGACUGUGAAGGACUGUAGCAUCCUGAGAAAACCGGGAAAAAGAUGUCAGAGCUUGCCGUGUCAGUUUAGUAUUUGUUUCCCUCCUGAAUGAAGGAUCAAACUUCUUUUUAUCAUCAAGGUGUGAGAAAAGCAGCAGAAAAUAUGUUGGCCACUUCAAAAUCACACCAGUGCCAUAGCAAGCCUGCUACAAAAAAAAAAUUAAACUCACCAAAAACGCUUUAUAAACAUUUAAUCUUAACUAGUGAAGAACCUACACCUAAUAGAGAGCUAAAAGCGCACUCACAAGCAGUAGUAUAGUACAGAUUUUGUGAUAUUUAGGUUUCUCGUUAUCCAUUUUGCAUUCAAGUACCUUGAAUCAAAACCCAGAUCUUGUGUGAGUUGGACCUAUCAGCUGUCUCAGGUGCCUGUCUGUGAUUCUAAACUUUUGAAGCGUGUGCGCCGGACAGAGGAGGGUUUGCGACGAGGCACUGCUGUCUCCGUUUUGCCUUAGCAUGUCGUUCAAAGUGGAGGGUGAAAUUAGCCAAGAAGAAUAGAAAUGUUUUCUCCUUUUAUUUUACACAAACUCCCCACAUUGAUCCUACAGUCUGGAAUUUGAUUUCUCCCCCCCCUCCUCCCCCAAGUACGGAUAAAUUCAGAAAAAAUUACAUAUUUCUCUCGAUAUUUUUCCCUGACUUAUUGGUAACGUGGAAAAUAUGUGUGUGUAAGUAAAUGGAAUGUUGUAUUCAUCUAUCAGUCAGUUUGGACAUCUGUCCAUUAAUCUGUCAUCCAUGUGUCGUCCUUUCUUCUAACCAACCGAUUUAUCCUUCAGUCCAUUCAUCCAUUUUUAAAUGCAUCCACCAAUUCCUCCAGUAGCUGCCCGACUGUCCAUCAAACAAUUCAUCCUUUAAUCCAUUCGUUUAUAAACCAAUCUGUCAAUCUGGCCAUCCUUCAGUUUAUCAACCCUACAAAUAAUCCAUCAGUUUCUCUGCCCAUGAGCCAAUCUAUCAGACAUCUCAUGCGUUCCACUGAUUGUCCAUUUUUCACUCAUCCAACGAGAAAUCUUUCCUUCUUUGCCGCCUUGUUUUCUAGAUGCCAUAUCUAAAGCCUGUUUCCUGAGGGGACAUGUCUGAAGUUCAUAGUAAAUGUUUGUCUUUAUACUCGAACCAUGGCUCAGAAAUGACUUGUAAAGUGUGGCAUUCAGGAGCCGUGUGAGUGAGAACGUUCUUUCCGCCCAGCAGAAGCAAACACUGAUUCCAGUGAACACUAAGAGGAACGCUUAGAGGAAAACCACACCACUCCUCACCACUUCUUAAUGCCUCACUUCUUUUAUUCUUUGUAUUUUUUUUUUAAUGUAUGUAUGUAUAAAUCUGCUUUCAACUAACAGAGAAACGUUUGUAUUUCUGGUUGGUUCAGCCGUCAGUUAUUCCCUCUUUUAAAGAGCCGUGGUUCUGGUCAACCUUUCACUUUAAAGGUUUCGUGUGAUUUUUACUCUUCUUUUGAAGUUAAAUAACUCAUCCUGAGGGAAUGGUUGUGAACGGCGGAUAGUUUGUAGGAUAUCCUGGAGAGAUGUGUAGGAUGUGAAAUGUCUUGCAUAUCAGUGGGUAGAUGGACCGGGUGUAUUCUGAUGUUCAAGUGUUACUUCCUCAUUCAUCUGUGCCAAUGUGCUCCACAGACCCUGAGCUGUGAACCGAAAACUAGUCUGUAAAAUAAAACAAAAAAAAAAACAUUGCUAGCGUUAAUCAAGUGCCAACUUUCUCUGUCAUUUUCCCCCCAGUCUGUUUGAUCUGAUUGGCUGACUGCUUCUGUCUCUCAGUGACUUUUUACCAUAAGUGUCAUUUCCUCUACCAAGCUCAGAGACAUUCAGAUGUUCAUGUGUUAAUUACAGGACUAAAAGGUUUGGAUUUAAAGAGACAGGACAUCAUUUUGGGAGUACUCUCGCUCUCUCUGACUGUUCAACAAGAAGAUGCUUGGAGAAACAUUUAACGUUUUGGGUCUAAUUUUCUCUCAACUCCAUCAGCAGUACAUUCUUGACAUUAUGGGUUUUCUUAACCUGUAACAAUGUAACUUGAGCUGCAUUCUUUAGUUCUAUAUUUUUUUUUUUGUCUCUGAACACUAAUGCAGCAGGAAUUUGGUUUUAAUCAAAGCAGUCAUCACCAAAUGUAUAUGUUCUGUUGUCAGGAUGAAUAUUUUUACCUCUUUAAGAGGUGACUGAAUCUAAUCUGAAAAAUGGAUCAUUUUAAAGUAAAAAAGAAAAAAAGAAAAAACCCACAUCUGAUUAUUGGCUCCCCUGGCAGUGAUGCUGCUUUGGUCAGGAUGGCAGAUCUAGCAGCUGCAGUUUUCUCAGCUGGAAAGCUGGUCAGGCCAGAAUCUUGACCAUUGCUGGGAACUUUGAGUGUUCCAGCUUCACAGUGAAAACACAUUUGGACUCCUGGACAUGAGCUGAUUGAGGAUAUCAAGCUACACCAAAGCUAAAAGAAAAUGUUUCAAAGAAUCAUUUACAAUCUAAUUUUUUAUUCUUGAAAAAUAAAUAAAUGAAAAAUCCUGCUGAAUUGACUGGCGUUUUCUCCAGCUGCGUUGACCAUAAAGGAACAGCAACGUUUUGCUGUGGGCUGCUGGUCAGCUUGCUGAAAAAGCACCACUGCUCUUCUUCCUUCCUCACUAGAAACGGUAAUAGUGUGGAAACUAUAAAGAACUGUAUUUAAAAUGCUGUACCCUUUGAAACCUGUUUUAAAGGGUACAGCAUAAUUCAUGAUGGCCUAGGAUUAUUUCCUACUAUCACAUAGUAUCUUUGUAUUAUGUUGGAUGUUUCUUUUCAUCUUCCCUAAAUGUUGAAUGUGUCAGUUUCUCACUAUUGCUGUAUGAAUCUUAUGAAAAAUUAAAAAAAAGAAACCCAUGACCCUUAACAGCUGAGAAACAGCCAGUAUGAGACGCUUAUGAUAUUCGGUAAAUAAACCUUUUAUGCCUGUAUAUUUCUGCAUUGUUAGCCGCUGGAUCCUGGAGCAGAAACACUCUCAUGUGCCUGUGCACUUCACUCAUGCAGGUCGAACAGUAAACCUGUAAAUCCAACAAGGGUGCUUUUCGUCAGUGUUGCUUCCCCGAAUGUUUGGGAUUUUUUUUUUCUUCUUUCCCCUCCAGUUUUCCGACCGAUCAGGGCGGCUGACGUUGCAGACUGACCGCAUGUGCGCGCUCACAGCCAGAGGUUCAGUGUGGAAUAAGUAACGUCCUUCAUGUGUCUGACAGUUUGGUCCUGUAGCCGCUGCAUGAGUUCAGUCUGUAAUCGAGCUUCAGUUUUAUUGACAGUGCACCCCUGCUUCUUUUAUUUCAUUUUUCUGUUGUUGUUGUUGCACUAACACCACAGUACUGCACUGCUCUUUGACUACAGCCGACUGUCCUGACAUUCUGGUUUUUAUUUCAGGUUUUUUUUUCUUUAUUUAUUUGUUUGUUCGAAGCCAUUAAAAGACCGGGGACUUGGUGCCAUCAUAACUCUCUUUACAGUGCUACUGUGUGAAAUUAUAAUCACUUGUUAUGAGAUAAUUUUUAUAGUCUUUUUCACACCAGACCUUUUUUUGUAUUUGUACAGUGGCUUGGUGAUACUGAUAUGUUGCCAUGAGUUAUUGUAACCAAUAAAAAAGCUUUUAAUCAACAA